Coregonus clupeaformis (lake whitefish) is the source of this 1824-nucleotide messenger RNA. RefSeq names its product RILP-like protein 1. The record is from RefSeq and is a predicted model, not a curated record. The coding region runs from base 375 to 1712 and encodes 445 amino acids. Gene Ontology annotation, cellular component: ciliary basal body; cytoplasm. Gene Ontology annotation, biological process: cilium assembly. The transcript has 8 exons. Lineage: Eukaryota; Metazoa; Chordata; Actinopteri; Salmoniformes; Salmonidae. Gene Ontology annotation, molecular function: protein dimerization activity.
UGGUAAACAAGCCGAGCAGAGAGAGGGGGCUGAAAUAUGGGCGUCCAGUCGACAGUACACUGUUUGAUUUUAAUUGGGCGUCAUAUUAAUGUUCUAGACUAGGGGUAGGCAAAAUGUGUGACGCGUCCUCGAAUGAGGUUCAAAUUAGAACGGGCUUGUUAUAGUCAGGAUGACCAAGCAUGCAACUCAGUCAAAUUCGAGCAUAGGGUGACGAAUAAUGCAUACCGUUUAGAUGCAGCAGUAUAUCGCGGUGUAGAUAAGACACCUGUUUAUUGUGAAAACACUUUCGCUUUGCGUUUCGACUCUUUCGCGGGGGAACUGUCAUUUCACGGUGAGAACAUCCUUUUUAUUUCUGGGUUUCGAUAGUAACGUGCAUGCAUACUGGUGCAAACAUGCAGAAUGAUUGCGAUAGAAACGAUCAAAAGCAAGACGUCAAGAAGACAGAGGGGUGUUUUGAAAGGACACGUUCAGCAUUAACUGUGGAUGACGUAUACGAAAUAGCUAAAUUGAUUGGCUCGGAAGUGGAAAAACUUAUUGACCGCUACGGUAAAGAGAGCGUCACAGUACUGGUGCCUAAAAUAGUCAAAGUUUUAGAGCUUUUGGAGAGCUUCGCCUUGCUGAACCAUGCACACAAGUCAAAAGAAGAAGAAUUACUUAAAGCAUUCGAAACGCUACAUGUACAGAAACAGAAGACGAGAUCUGUGAAAGAAUGCGAAGAAAGCAGCAAGUACGAAAUACAGCGGCAGGAGGUGCAGCAGCAGGAGCAGGCGGAGAAGCAGAGGAGGAGGUGCGAGGAGCUGCAGGCCCAAGUGUUACAUCUACAGACGGAGAAUCAGGAGUUACAGAGCUGCCUGAGGGGCAACCAUGCCCAGGAAGACCGUGUCCAACGGCAGGAGCGGGAGGUGAUGCUGAAACUGAAGGUGGUGGUUGACAAGCAGAGAGAUGAGCUGAGGGCCAAAGUACAGCAGAUAGCCAGCGUUACUAAAGAGGUGGAGGCGCUGCAGGAGCAUUUGGAGCGCUUCAUGAAGAUGAAUGGGGAGCUGAGACACAAGCAGAGCAUCGUCACGGCCCAGGUGAAGGGUGCUGUGGAGAGGAAGGCUGACAUGGAGGCAGACCUCCGAGAGAAACAGAAAGAGAUAGAACGCCUCACCAUCCAGCUGGAAAAGGCCAACGCUGCUGCUGGCACAGCCAGUCCGUGUAAGACAGAAGUGGACCUGACAGGCAAGCUGGUGAUAGACCUGAAGGACCCCAACAGACCCUGUUUCACCAAACAGGAGGUCAGAGAGAUGCUGACAGAGAGGAAUGAGCUCAAAGCCAACCUGUUCCUGGUGCAGGAGGAACUCUCCUACUACCAGAGGGAGAUCCUGAAUGAUGAGCGGUGUCCAGGCUUCUUGCUGGAGGCAGUACGUUCUGCCAUAAAGAAACAGAAAACUGUCAUCAAGGCCAAGAUGCUGGGCAUGCCAGAGGACGAAUGCAGCAGUGAUGAGGAGAAAGCCCCCGUGUUUGAGAGGAGAGCAGAGACAGAAACCGAGACAGACAGCACUGACAGCAAACCACAAGAGUCUCGCAUCAGGAACCUCUUUGGCUUCCUGACCCGCUCAGGCAGCAACCACAGCAGCCGUAGUCCCAGUGAAAACAACGCUGCUUCUUCCUGGGAAAUCAUCGACGACUCCGAGACCACAGCGGAGACAGAACCCCAACAAUCACCAUGACAACCCUCAACACCCGUCCAACUACACUUAUAAUAUAUCAUGCCAUUUAGCAGACGCUUUUAUCCAAAGCGACUUACAGUCAUGUGUGCAUAAAUUUUUGCGUAUGGGUGGU